GAAAGAGAGGUGUGAGAGCUGAUGCUGUAGUUUGAAAGUCUUAGAGAAGCGACUUAAAACGACACCGGUGUAAAAAUACCAGGAUUUAACUGGAUUAAAGAGAGAGAGAGAGAGAGAGGGAGGGAAAGAAAGAGAGAGAAAGCAAGUGUGUGUGUGUGUGUGUGUGUGUGUGGAGAGAUAGAGAGAGAGAGAGAGAGAGAGAGAGGGUGUGUGAAAGAGAGCAUCAAGGAAAGGAAGGAUCCAGUGGAGGAAGAGUGUGUGACAACACACACACACAUACACACACACCUACACACACUCUGACAGGAGCCUGGUGUGAUACACACACACACACACACACACAGCCUUAUUUGAACUCUACCCAAGUCUCUCUCUCUCUGUUACACACUCUUAUACACACUUUCACACACUCUCAGAGCAGCAGCAGCUACUGGACAGCUGCCAGAGUAGCAUCGGACCCGCCACUGACCGGACCCGCCACUGACCGGACCCGCCACUGACCGGACCCGCCACUGGCCGUAGCAAUGGACUGAACACACGGGCAGGACGUUACGGGAUUUUGAAGCAGUAGGAGGACAGGACGAGAGAGAGAGAGAGAGAGACAUCAACCGCUGGACGGGUUCAGGACAGCGUCUCGCCAUUUUUCUGAAGAUCUGAAGCUCUGACCAGGAGAGCACAGGACAUUAAAUAUAUAUAUAUAUAUAUAUCCAACCGGAGAGACUCAAAAACAGCCAUUAAUUAGGAUCACCAGUCCAUCAUUUCUUCAUCACCUCGUCCUGUCCUGCUUUAAACUGAGGGGACAGCAGAAAGACAGACUGACCUGAGGACUCUUAUCACUGCAGGACGCUCUAAAAGUCCAAAAAAACACUAAAAACUUUAUUUUAAAGCAACAAAAAAAACUUUUUUGCUUUUUUCUUUGCAAAUCUUUAAACAGCCUAUUAUUGAUUUUAAGACUAUACAUAACUAUAUAUAAUAUAUAAACAUAGAAAAUACAAUUGAAAUAUAUGAAAUAGAACUGAAAAUAUCCAUAUUACGUAUACAGAUACAUAAACAGAGAUAAUUAUACUGAAUAAACACAGAAAAUAUACUAGUAAAUAUACUACAGAAAGAGGAAGGUCCUGUAAGAUAAAACUCUACUAUAUUUAAAAAUCAUUAGUUACUAAUAUUAUUAGUUAGACAAGUCUGAGAUGGGGAGAAAAGUAUAAUUCGUGUUGUAAUAUUGAAUAACUAAAUUAUAUUUUAUAGUAUUUUUGUUGCAACAAAAUACUAUGAUCUUCCAAUAAUCAAUUAAGCAAUCAAUCAAUUAACCAAUCAACUUUUAUUUUCAUUCAGGAAUAAACUGAGGAUACAUUGUGCAAACAUUUACAACUUAAAAGGAUUAAAACAUUAACAUUUAUAUUAAUAUCAAGUGUUUAAUCAGGAUAAGCUAAAAUAAGGAACUUUAUAAACCAAAAAAAAAAAUCAAUUAAAGGCAAAUGCAUUAGAAAAAAACAAACAGACAAACAAAAUAAAAUUAAGAAGAAAUGAGAAUAAAAAAAUAAAAAUAAAAGGAAAAAAAGUGGACAGGCUAAAAUUUAAAGCAGUCAAAUAUAUUAAAAAAUAUAAAUGAUUAGAAGGAUACAAAAUAACACAUACAAAUAAUAUAAGACUAUAAUGUAAGAUUAUACAGAAAAUAACUGGUAGAAAUAAACUACAAUGAAAAAGGUAAAUAAAUAUUCCUUAUAAUUAUCUGACCUUUGAUCACUGUUCCCUUUUAAGAGAGCCAGCUUUAGUGCCCGAUGCAGUUCUCCAGGUGGACGGUUGUUUCUGGUUGAGAGUACAUUGUGCACUAUUGGCUGUCUCUUCUCACCGGUGUGUGGAUGAGUGCUGAGUAAAAAUGGUUGUACGUAAAAACGUGUAAAUUGUAAAGCGUCCUUGGGUUUCUAGAAAGGCGCUAUAUAAGUUGAACUUCAAGUUAAACAAAAUUAAUAUCACAUCAUGUAAAAAUGUGCUGCCCAAGCCCUGUAUUUUGCCAUUUUGGCCCAAAACAAACAGUUUAUAGCUGUUUACAAAAAGAAAAUAAAACCCGCAACACAGCUUGAGGAGCUUAAAAAAUAAAAAACAGGCCAAACAGAAGAAGAAAAGGAGAGCAAGGGAGGAAAAGAGAGCGAGGGGAAAAAGGGAGGAAGAGAGGAAGGGAGGGAGGUAGGUCAGGGCCUUCACUCCCCCAAUCCCUGCCAUGGUUCGUGAUCUGCGGUCUAAGAACAAGAGAUUCAAUAAAGCAAAUAUAUAUUUUUUAAAAAAUGGAUUAAAGAUGGAUUACCGUUGCUCCACUGAGGCCAGCGCUGCCGAAUAAAGCCGGACUGCACUCGAGGGAGUCUGCCUGAACCAUCGGCCCAAGGUUUUCGGUUUAUGCAAUCGGACUUUCGCCGCUCGGACGUUCACAGCUCGGCUUCUUGAAUGCGCCAUGGAAAAUCUGGACGAACUGGAGCACCCGCUUCUUCCCAGCAGCCCCAAGAACUCCAGCGAGGUGGACGGGCACUUUAAGGGCACCUUGGUGAGAUAUGAAGAGGACAAGAAGGUACCGCCACUCGUCUGGGGGAACUACUGUUCGUCCACCGACGUCCAGCAGCAUCAGCAGCAUCAGCAGCUGUUGGACCCGUGUUCCCUACCCAGUACCCUGGAGUCCCUGUACCCGCCGCCGCCAGUCUGGGCACCGGUGGACUCGCUGGGUCUCCACACCAAAGAGUACCUGGAGACCACGUUCGUGGACAUUGGGCCGGGGUCUCCUCUGGAACGUAAGAUCCUGGCGGAAAGCAGAGACAUCCACAGCGUGUCCUACAGCAUCGAGGACGAGGACGACCUGCUGCCGGACUUCGAGGAUUCCUCCAGCGAUGAUUUCAGUGAUACGGACAGCGAGAGCAACUUCCCGCUGAUGAUCCCGCAGGACUACCUGGGCCUGGCCUUCUUCUCCAUGCUCUGCUGCUUCUGGCCUUUAGGCAUCGCCGCCUUCUACCUGUCUCAGAAGACCAAUAAGGCGUCGGCGCAGGGUGAUUUCCAGGGCGCCAGCACGGCGUCUCGCCAGGCCCUGUGGCUCUCCAUCCUCUCCAUCAUCUUCGGCAUCAUCACCUACAUCUGCGCCAUCGCCGCCCUCAUCUCCUACCUGUCCGGGAAACCACCUUAAUAAGGCCCCGCCCACUCUGCAAACCCCGCCCCUUUGACUGCGCAAGGUCCCCGCCUUCUGAAGACACUAAUAAUUCUGCUCAUUUACUCUCAAUGACACGAAUCGACACCUUCUAACGUAACGACUGGCUGCACUUUUCCACCGAGGAUCCAGAGCUUCUGAGGAUCUGAGGAUCUGUAGAGGAUCGCUGGACGUGAGACUGUGAGGGACGCAAAAAAACGAGGACACGAUGCUAAAACUGCUGGGGACGAUCUCAGGACUAAUUUUACCAUCUUAUAGAGGUUUAAUUCCCUUAAAUACUUAGCAUACUAGGGGGCGACAGAGCGUCAGGCGGACAGUAGUUUCCUAUAAGAGAACGAGAUUUGUAGCCGUGAUUUAGCAACAAAUGCUAACCAAUAGAGAGACAAAACAACAAAUAACACGAUAUCCUAAAGCCAAAUGGCCCAACACACCAUGAUAUUGUGAUAUUUUAUCCUUAAACCUUAAACACAGCAAAAAAUGACAUCUUAGCAAGUAAAAUCCUCUUAAAUGCAGUCUAAAUGUGUAUAUAUAUAUAUAUAUAUAUAUAUCCCAUUUUGAAGAUAUUAAACAACUAUUAUAAUACAUUUUAUCAAAUUUUUAGUUAUUUUCAUUGAUUUGUGAGUGAAUUUCCACCCUAUCAAGGAAAAAAUAUAUAUAUUCCAGAGGUUUUCAAUUUGGUAAAAUCAAAGAAACUCAUCAUUUUUAAGUGCUCUCUUAUUUUUUUCCAGAGCUGUAUUUCCGAGUCACUCCAAUGCCGUAAUUUAAUUUGAGAACCCUUCAUUUAUUCUACUUAAAGUGUCUUAUUGUAUUGGCAGAUAAUUUUACUUAAAAAAAUACAUAUUAUACCUCUUUUUACACGUUUAAAUAGCUAUAUGGGCUUCUCAGCUCUAUUCUUGCCAGUUUCAGUCCCUUUUAGAAUGAGCCGUUUAAGGGCUCUGUCACUUUUAUGCAAAUAAGCUUUUGCUGGCCAUGUCCUAUGUUUGUCACACAUUGGUUUUAGGUUGUGCUACAUGACAAAACACGAACAAGCUAGUUUAUGCUCCUUAUUUGAAAGUGCCUACUUAUUUGAAAGUCCAUCUCGUACAUUUCUUGCUGUGGACAGUAGGUACAGAUUCCUCCCUCAGAAGAAGUCUGCUGGCUAAUCCUGCCCUGUACUGUCUGAGGUUCUCAACCAGCAGAUUGAAAUUAAAAGGUUUCUUCAACUGAAGAUCUAGUGGGUGGGGCUCUGGUGGGCUUUGAUGGGUGAGGGGUGGAGCCAGGGUGGUUCUAUGCAGGUUUCCUUAUUGUGAUGUCAUGUGAUGUCAGGAUGGGUUUAUUGAUUGCUUAAAACUAGCUAAAAACAAAUUUGCCAAUGAAAUAAAACACCUAAAAAAAGGAAAAUACAUUGGAAAUAAGUAGAAUAUUCAUAUUCAAUUCUAAUAACAAUGCAAAAAUGAAAAUGUAACUUAUUUAAACUAGAUUUAAGAUGAUUUAACUUGAUAGGGUUUGGAUUUUUGGCCCAAUUCAUUUUUCAGGCCAAUUGUCCAAAAGUUUGGUUCCUACGAGAGUUUUGAUUCUAUUGUUUUCAGCAGUGCAGUUCUUAUUGUCCUGUUUAAAAUGAUGCAUUUUUGUGGCAAUUUGAAGACAAAUGAAGCAUAAAAGAAAGUAGAAGUUACUGCUGGUGGUUCUGGUGGAUUCAAAUAUUCACCUGCUAGAUCAGCCAGCGUGCUAACUGUCCAAGCUGUGCAGCGUAUUUUGGCCUGUCGCUCUUCAGUGUGAACGCAGGGUUGAAGCUACACCUCGUUAUUCUCAGUUCUGGUUGAAAUAUUCACAGAGCAGCUACUGUAUAAACACCUACAGACAUCAUUAAAGAUCAGAAGAGUACGCACGUUAGUCUUCCUACAUGACUGGAUGUGGAGCAAGGCUCAGAGUGACGGUUUCUUUGAAGGGCUCGACCAAUCACACGGAGAUAACGGAUAUAAUAAUGGAAAAGGAUGUAGAAAAUCUGGAAAACAGUGUGUUCCACAGGUACAGACGGAACUGUUUCUGCAUAAGAACAUUAAAUAUGUAAUAAAACGUCUGAAAUAUGACUGAAUACAAUCUUAAAUAUUUCCAGUGUGAGUCACGCCAUUAAGAGACGUCUCUACUGAUAAAUAUAGCACUCCACUUUCCCUUUCAUCUAAUAACACCAACACGUAUGUGAUGAAAACUGUCCUGCUGACUGUCCUGCAUCCUGCACUGGUGGCUGUUGAGCGUGAGCUGCAUCUGUUGGAUUGAAGCCGUGCACCGAGAUUACGAAAUCUGGGAAAGUCGUGAAAAAGGGAAUUUAUUAAUUCCUGGAAAUGAACCUUAUAUCAGGGACGGAUUAGCAACCAGGCCUACUGGACAUCCAGGCCAACAGGGGGCGCUCAGCAAGCAUUGAUUUUCAUUGUUCAAUGUGUAUUGAUUGGCAUCAAUGGUGACAUCAGAUUUGCUUUAGUUAACGCACACCUAGACACACUGUGAAAAAAAAACAUGAAAUCUUCUCAAUAAAUUGCACUUUGUUUGAUUUGAUAUUUCAAGUAAAUAUUACCUAAGAGUCAUCCGGGUCAUUGGGGUCAUUGUCCUGCUGCAUGGCCCACGUCCUCCUGAGAUUAAGCUCACAGACAGUGUACAUUUCCAGAAUAAUCUGGAAUAUUUUAAAAUUUGUUGUUUCAUUAAUGAUGAAACUACUACUAACUAAGUUACAUAUACUAAUAAUAACAAUAAUUAACAUUAAUAUUAUUUUUCUUUAACAGUUCUUUAUUAGAACCUUUUGUGCGCUUAGGGUCAUCGUCCUUCUGCAUGGCCCACGUUCUCCUGAGAUUCAGCUCACAGACCGCAUCAAUGUCCUGACAUUUUCCUUCAUAGCCACCACUUAGCAAUCACUUAGAAACAACAUAGCAACCACCAUAGGAACAUGAGCAACACUUCAGCAACCACUUAGAAACGACAUAGCAACCAACACAGAUGCCAUAGUAACACCAUAGCAACCACCACGGAUACCAUAGCAACACCUUAGCAACCACCUAGCAAAACCUUAGCCACCACCUAGCAACCACUUAGAAACACCAUAGCAACAACCACGGAUACCAUAGCAACACCCUAGCAACUGCUUAGAAACAACAUAGCAAAGAUACCACAGCAAGGUAGAACCUCUUGUGCACAUGGCCCAUGUUCUCCUGAGAUUCAGCUCAAAGACAGUGUCAAUGUCCUGAAAUGUUCCUUCAAAGCAACAUCUUAAACCACUUAGAAACAACAUAGCAAACACUAAGGGUACCCUAGCAACACCUUAGCAACCACCUAGCACCACCUGCUCUUACAGCCAACAACAAUGAAACCAGACAGCCAACUAUAACAAACUAAUAAUUAACUCAAUGCAUAUUGGAAGGACUACACAUUGAUGGUAAAGCGAAAUGAAAAUGCAUGCAAAAAUGCAAACAAAUAAUGCCAGGGUAAAAUAAUAAUAAUAAUUAAAAUAAAACAAUGAAUGCAUUGUCUGUGUUUUGAAUAGAUUUAGAAAUUAAGAUUAAACAGGACCAAUCAGAAUGAGGGACAGGUUGGAUAUGUUGGAUCAUGUGACUGGAAAAGGACCCUGCAUUGGUUCAUGCCCAGGAGGCUCAUGAAUUAUUAAUCCGUCCCUGCUUUAUAGUCAUAAUCUGCAGUAAGAGACUUUACACUACAUGCUAAUAUCCUCACGUAGCAUCUAUUUGCAUGGACAUUCUGCAUUAAAGGAGAUCAUUUAAAGAAUUGAUGGACCACAAAAAGACAUCUGGAGAUUCUGGAGCUGCUGAAGUUUUGUCUUAUUGCGAUCACUCAUCGAACACUGCUGAAACUGGCACUAAUAAGUCCGAUGAGUAUCCAUACUAACACACCAACAGAUCAAUAAAACAUACUGUUAAUUACACACAAGUUUUAUUCUGAUUUAUGCAAAUUCAUUACUUAGCAAGCCCCACAGAUACUAUAGCAACACCUUAUAAACACAGUAACAACCACCAUCGGCACCAUAGCAACACCUUAGCAACCAUGUAGCAAAACCUUAUCCAUCAACAAGCCAACACUUGGAAAUGACAAUGCAAUUAACACAGCCACUAUAGCAGCACCUUAGCAACCACCUAUCAAAACCUUAGCCAUCACCAAGCAACCACUUAGAAACAACAAAGCAAUUAAAGCAGACACUAUAGCAACACCGUAGCAACCACCUAUCAAAACCUUUGCCACCACCAAGCAACCACUUAGAAACAACAAAGCAAUUAAAGCGGACAGUACAGCAACACCUUAGCAACCACCUAGAAACAACAAAGCAAUUAAUAUUGAUACGAUUGCAAUACCUUAGCCUCCACCUAGCAACCACUAAGAAACAACAUAGCAACAACCAUGUGCACCAUAGCAACACCUUAGCAACCACCAAGAAACCAACCAACUUUAGGGUGUAUUUUACCGAAUGUCUUCAGAAAGGGGGCAGGCGAAGCAGCAAUUCCAUUUUUUUUCCUAAUUCCUCUGUGAUGGGGAGCUGAAAUUUAGCUUUUAUUAACUUUUUUUUUUAUUUUAUUUUUCCAUUCCACCUUAAAUGAUGCAUCCUCUGCUGUCUGUAAAACAAUUUAAGGUUGAACGGGAAAGUUAUCCAGCUAGCUGAGACAAACUACUGGCAUUUUUUUUACAUUUCUUAUGAAGAAAAUACACAAUAAACUAUGGUAAUAUAGUGAUUAUCGUCAUUUUUAGCAGGGAAAAUACUCAAAUUUGUGGGUUGUUUGGUUGCUUGUGCUGCACUAUCAGUUUAAAUGGUCUCAAACUAAGGAGUAAUUUAGGAGACAGGAGCUUCAGAGUUGGGACACACAUUCAGAUAUCUUACCUAGAAGACCUUUUAUAUUGUGGCGUGUGGUAUCAGUGCAGGACAUCUUAUUAGGUUAACAUGUUUAGCAUUGAUUUGGUGUCCUUGUGUCUUGUCCUCGUGUCCUCAGAGAGCCGAGCUACGUUUCUAGAGAAGAUCACAUGGCUACGGUUAAAGAUAUGAGAAUAAUAGCAUUACUAAGACAAAAACAGUAACAUAGAAAGAAGUUGGAACACCUGUACGUAUCACUGAGCCGCUAGUGUUCCUCGUAUCACUACUAGGAGUGUCUGACUAUCGUAUGAGACGCUCCUCAGAUCAUCAAUCACAUCAAUCACACCCAGUUUAAUCUGAUAUAUUAUUCAGAUAAUAUACUGCUAUGAACAUACGCCAUCUCUGCUGCUGCUCCAUGCUGUUUACACAAGAGAGUAAGAGUGGUAUGAGCAGCGUUCACUGCUCCUCCCAUUAAAAACACGGUGUUUAAAAAAAAAGCGGCAAAUUUUCAGUGUUCUGUGUUAAAGCUGCUUCACACUGCUAUAGAUACAGAUAUACAGACAUACACACUGUAACACAGAAUCUUCUCACUAUAUUUACUUUCUUACUCCCGCCCCAGACAGCUUUGACCAAUCAGAGGAGACUCUGAUGUGCUCGCGUGGUUUAUUGAUGCGCAUUUGGGUGCGUUUAGGUUUUUUAUGCCUGUGUGAAAACAAACCAAACAAAGGGAGAAACGCUUCAAAUAAAUAAACUCAUCAACUGAUCCGGACCAUAGAAACUUUCACUUUAACUAAAGGUGUGAAAACACUCUUUUAUACUCAGAUAAUUAAGAUCUAAUUCAGAAAUCCUUACAACUAAGCUGAGAUGUUUAUGAUAAAGUUCAUUAAAAAAAUUCUUUUUGAUAAAUCUUUUUAAUUUAUCAUGCAUUCUUUAUUCCAGCGCCACACGUUACGACUUUAUCUCCCCUCAAACGUGCAAAUAUAUACUAGUAUUUUGAUUAACACCGCUAAUAUAAAUAUAAUUACAACUUCAUAUCUUUCUGUUUGAAGGCUAAAUUGUGGCAAAAGGUUGAAAAGUUCAAGGGGGCUGAAUAAUUUUGCUAAUGUGUUGCUGUGGUAUCUGGGGUGGUUGCUACUGUGUUGCUAAGUGUUGGGUAAAAGGUUGCUAGGUGUUUGCUUAGGUGUUCCUAUUGUUUCUGUAGAGGUUGCUAUGAUGUUGCUAAGGUGUUCUUAGGUUGUUGCUAGGUAAUGUGUUUGUAUUAACAAGGCCCGAGUUAAAACUAUUUACUGCCUACUGCAAUCACACUAAUAAGAAAUACUGUUGGAAUACACUCAUUGACACCACCACAGAUACCAUAGCAAUGCCUUAGCAACCACUUAGCAACCACCUACGACCGAAUAGAAACACAAUAGCAAACAGCCACAAAUCGUAAAUUACUGUUAUAAAUGUUAAAUAUCAGCUGUUAAAACAGAAUAAAGCCAUAAAACAGCCGUAAACAAACCCCUGACCCGGCAGGUGCUUUCAGAACCGCAGCAGAGAGGAACCGGGUCAGAUCACAGCGGGUCGGUGAUGAGCUACAGGACCCAUCACAUGUUUAAACAGAGAGAUAACACAGCGUACCGUCAUCACAUUUACUACAUAUCACCACGCAUCCAGCAUCAGCAUCACGCAAUCGUCCGGUCUGAAGCUCCGGUUAUUGGUCCCGGUGGGUCAGAAGCCUGCGAGUGAUAAGCCACGCCCCCUUCCAGCUCAUUGGCUUGGUCUAGCUUUCCAAAACUAAUGUAAAUGUUGAUGUAUAUAAUCAAUAAUUCUGGAUCUGAAUCAAUAAAUGCACUUGAUUUAACUGUAAA
Molecule: messenger RNA, 9853 nt
Organism: Astyanax mexicanus (Mexican tetra)
Lineage: Eukaryota; Metazoa; Chordata; Actinopteri; Characiformes; Acestrorhamphidae
Gene: tmem91
Product: transmembrane protein 91
Exons: 4
Coding region: 2447-3163 (238 amino acids)
Cellular component (GO): membrane; intracellular membrane-bounded organelle
Source: RefSeq, a predicted model, not a curated record